AUGACGGAAUCCGUGUCAAACUCCAACAACACAUCACCCAAGCCCGACUUUGACUGUCUCAUCGUAGGGGCAGGCUUUAGUGGCAUUUACCUGCUGGAGCGUCUUCGAGAGCUUGGCUACGGCUGUAGAAUCUUUGAAGCCGGAGUCGAUCUCGGUGGAGUUUGGCACUGGAACAGAUACCCUGGGGCUCGCGUAGACUCUCCAAUCCCCGUCUACGAGUUGUCCUUUGAGAGGGUCUGGAAAGAGUGGACGUGGUCUGAGACAUAUCCCUCUGCGGACGAACUUAGGAGCUAUUUCAACCACGUGGAUAAUAUGCUUCACAUCAAGAAAGACGUUGAUUUCAAUAAGAGGGUCAUUGGGGCUCAGUAUAACGUCCAUGACUGCAAAUGGUAUAUCACCGCCGAGGAUGGCUCUACGACGACUUCCAGGUUCUUUUUGGUCUGCGCCGGGUUUGCAGCCAAGACUUUUAUUCCGGACUUCAAAGGCCUUGACGUGUUCAAAGGCGAAAUACAUCAUUCGUCUGCCUGGCCUGAGCAGGGCGUCGACGUCAAGGGGAAACGCGUUGGUAUUAUCGGUACUGGAUCAACCGGGGUUCAAAUUACCCAAGAAUGGGCGAAAUCAGCCAAGUCGACUGUAGUCUUCCAGAGAACCCCCAACGUGGCUCUACCCAUGAGGCAAAGUAGUGUUACGGCUGAGGAGCAAAACAAUAAGAAGCCGGGGUAUCCAGAGUUUUUUGACCGAAGACAGCAGACGUAUGGUGGCCAGGCGAUGGAACGGUGGCACAAGAAAGUUUUUGACGAUACUGCCCAAGACCGAGAGGCUUUCUUCGAGCGCCGCUGGGAGCAGGGUGGAUUCGGGUUUUGGAUCUCCAAUUACCGCGACAUUUUCACCGACCUGAAAGCGAACCGCGAAGCCUACGAUUUCUGGGCUCGAAAGACCCGUGCCAGAAUCCAUAAUCCCGCAAAGAGGGAUAUUCUUGCCCCUGUUGAACCCCCCCACCCAUUCGGAACCAAGCGACCCUCGCUGGAGCAAGACUACUUCGAUGUUCUAGAUCGAUCUAAUGUCCAGAUUGUCAACGUCAAGCAGGACAAGAUCGUCGAGGUCACCGCGGAUGGCAUCAUCACUGCCAGCGGCUCCUUCUUCCCUCUGGAUGCCAUCGCCUUGGCCACAGGCUACGACGCUGUAACAGGCAGUAUGACUAACAUGGGCCUCCGCAGCGUCGACGGCGUCUCACUAGCCGAGGAGUGGAAGAACGGGGCGAGCACGUACCUCGGGUUGGCACGAAGAGGAUACCCAAACAUGUUCUUCACCUACUCGGUCCAUGCGCCGACGGCCUUCUCCAAUGGGCCAUCGUGCAUCGAGGCCCAGGGCAACUGGAUCGUCGAUGCCAUCCUCAAGAUGGAUGCCACAGGGAUUGUAAGCAUCGAGCCAACAGCUGAGGCUGAGAGGGAGUGGAAGGACAAGGUAACCACCCUGUCAGACCGUACGCUCUUUCCCCUGGCGGAUUCUUGGUACAUGGGUGGUAAUAUCCCCGGGAAGCCUCGUGAGCAGCUGAACUACCUCGGAGGCCUCAAUGUGUAUGAACAAGAAUGCAGAAAAGCCUUGGAAAAUUGGGAUGGAUUUAUCACGAGUCAAAGAUAA
Clonostachys byssicola is the source of this 1641-nucleotide messenger RNA. NCBI's taxonomy places the organism in Eukaryota, Fungi, Ascomycota, Sordariomycetes, Hypocreales, Bionectriaceae. The record is from the annotation of a GenBank genome assembly.